UAGUUUCCUCAAGAAAAAUGGGGCAUUGAUCAUCUCCAUAGCAGAGUACCAGUGUUACUUCUUCAAUAAAUUGUCUCGUCAAGACAGAAAAAUGAAUGCUAGGUAUGGCUCUACGAUGGACCAAAAGGAUAUGGUUAGGUUGUUGAUUGCUACCGUCGACAACUUCAGCCGAGAUCGGUUGAUUAGUAAAGAACAGAGAACCCAACAAAAAGAACAGUGUGCAGAGAGGUUGGCAGCUGAAGAUGGAAGCUGUGACAAAGACACAGAGGUUCGGUACUCGGAUCAAGCAGUGUUGGCAAAUUUGGACUGGGGUAUCGAAGCCCUUGAAGAAGCAAUCAACACCUCUAAUAUGGAAACUAAACUUGCACGAUUGGACUAUGCAGAGAAGAUGCUGCAAGUGUGUGCCAUGCUGAACUCCACACAGGAAACUGCUGGGGUUCCCAACUUCUAUCUCUCUGCUUGGGCUCAUCUCAACCUUUCAUACAUGUGGAAAUUAAGGGGCAACGUUCACAAUUCAGUUCUUCACGUUCUUGAGAUGUUUAUAGUAGACCCUUUCUUCUCGCGGAUCGAUUUUGCUCCUGAACUUUGGAAAGACCUGUUUCUUCCACAGAUGAGCUCGAUUGUAGGGUGGUAUUCGGAGGAGAGGCAGAGACUUAUGAUGGAAGCAAUUCCUGACUGUUCUGAUUUGUCCUUGACUGCUGAUUUGGAUCAGUUUUUCAACGAGUCUGUGAUUUUCUCAUUGAGGCCAGAUCAGAUGGAGAAACUGCAAAAGCUGGAAAAGCUUUACGGGGAAGCAUUGGAUGAGAAUACACGGCUUUUUGCUAAAUAUUAUAAGGAUCUCAUGAGCUCUGAUUUAUCCUCGAACAAGAGGGUGAUUCCGAUGUUGCCAAUUGCAGAGCCUCCAAUGACUCCUUUGCAUGAGGUCAGCCGUUCGAUUCCAGAUUAUGUAAAAUUCGGUCCUAUCUUGCCCAAGAGUGCUGGAUUUUCUGCAAUUCUUAAAUCUAAGUAUGGUGCAAGAGAAGCAAGCAGUAACUUGGCUUCUAGCAGAAAGAAUGCAAGUUCCAUUACCUCUCAGAUUCUUGAGGAGUCUGCUAGAUGGGAACCUCAGGUUUUGUAA
Molecule: messenger RNA, 1117 nt
Organism: Juglans regia (Persian walnut)
Lineage: Eukaryota; Viridiplantae; Streptophyta; Magnoliopsida; Fagales; Juglandaceae
Product: putative E3 ubiquitin-protein ligase LIN-2
Exons: 4
Coding region: 92-1117 (341 amino acids)
Source: RefSeq, a predicted model, not a curated record